Osmerus eperlanus (European smelt) is the source of this 1474-nucleotide messenger RNA. RefSeq names its product cofilin-2-like. Gene Ontology annotation, biological process: actin filament fragmentation; actin filament severing. The record is from RefSeq and is a predicted model, not a curated record. Gene Ontology annotation, molecular function: actin filament binding. Gene Ontology annotation, cellular component: actin cortical patch; cytoplasm; actin cytoskeleton. The transcript is spliced from 4 exons. Bases 64 to 567 code for a protein of 167 amino acids. Lineage: Eukaryota; Metazoa; Chordata; Actinopteri; Osmeriformes; Osmeridae.
GAAUGCGUGCGAGCACCAAACGUUCAUUUUCGACUCAGACUGCGAUACAAAAAAGAACCAACUAUGGCAUCCGGGGUGACAGUGACCGAUGAAGUUAUUACCGUCUUCAACGAGAUGAAGGUGCGCAAGGCCCAGGUGAACGAGGAAGACAAGAAGAAGAGGAAGAAGGCCGUGUUGUUCUGCCUGAGUCCAGACAAGAAGAACAUCGUUCUGGAGGAGGGGCAAGAGAUCCUGGUGGGGCAGGUGGGCGACACCAUCGACGACCCCUACCUGCACUUUGUCAAGAUGCUCCCUCCGGACGACUGCCGCUACGCCCUGUACGAUGCCACCUACGAGACCAAGGAGACCAAGAAGGAGGACCUUGUCUUCAUUUUCUGGGCGCCAGAGAAUGCUCCCCUGAAAAGCAAAAUGAUCUAUGCCAGCUCCAAGGAUGCCAUUAAGAAGAAAUUCACAGGGAUUAAGCAUGAAUGGCAAGUCAACGGUUUGGAGGACAUCAAAGACAGGCGCACCUUGGCAGAGAAGCUGGGAGGCUCCUGUGUGGUCACCCUGGAAGGAAGCCCUGUAUAAAAUCAGCCAUGACUACCGGGUCCUGUUAAAGAAGAGGAAUUACCCGACUUUAAAAAUCCCAGGGUUCAUUCCAGAACGCGAAGGAAUUGUGUGGGAGGGAUUGUGGGUUCAAAUUUUACUUCAUGGUUUAAGUUGCGGUCAUUCCACCUUACAGCACUUCUCUAAAUGACGGCCCCCUGUUAAACUUGUAUCUCUGUUUUAUCCAUGCUUCAGCUGAAGAUCAUUCCCAUGUUGUCCUUGCUAUCUGACGUCCAGUACUGCUGGUUCAAGCUUACAGUUCCAUCAGUUAAUACCCAUGUACUCCAUUUGGACCAAUGGGCUUGCUUGUUUUUUUCUACUUAAAAUUUCCCAGCAUCAAUUGCACGUUUUUUCAUGGCCCAGAUCCUUUGUUAUACAAUAAAAUAACUUGAAACUAUUUUGUAAGCUUGGAACUGAAUCUGUAUGGGAAACUGAAGUAGCAGGUCAACGUUUAGAAGCUUUGUUAGUCACAUUUGUAUGUUUCUCAAAUAAAUGUGUCACUAGAAAGUGUAUUGUUGUGCAGAGAUGUAUGACGCAAAGAGAGGUGUACAAACUCAUGUUGAAAAAUGGAUUCUCAAGAGAUACAAGUUUAAACAAAUGCAAUCGCUAUGAAUAGCAAUUUGUGGGAAAAUGGAUCAUAAAAUGUAUGCAUUUUUUUCAUCAGACAUUCCAAGAGUGUCCUUUUCACAUUUAUGAAGAACCUAAUGUAUUGAUUUAAUGGUUAAAACUGGGUAUUUCAUUGCACUUCUCUGAAUGAACAACAGAAAAGAAGUCUUAAAUAGCUAUUUGUGAUCAAUAAUUACACAAUGUUUUUUGUCAAAGGCUGUCCAUAUAGUUUCCGCAACUAACAAAAACUGAAAAAUAAGAAAAUAAAAAUCUUUACAGUGUA